AGACGACGCAGCGCCUUGUCGACGUCAGGCAGAGUUAAUCGAGAAGGAUAGAGCCUAUUUUGAUGUGCUGGUGUACUGUCCAUUUUUGACCGGGACCAAACUUGAGGCUAUAAGAUGUUUUUGUCUGGGGCUCUUCGCUCGGCUGUCUCUCACACGGCCAGACAGGUCAGGCAUCUGCAUCGGUCUGCUGCACGUGCUGGAGCUGGGGGCAUCUUUGUGCACAGAGAUACCCCUGACAACAACUCUGAUAUCCCAUUUGAGUUCACUGAAGAGAACAAAAAGAGGAUUCAAACCAUUAUUUCCAUGUACCCUGAAGGAUACAUGCAAGCAGCCACUCUUCCAGUGUUGGAUCUUGCCCAAAGGCAACAUGGAUGGCUCCCCAUCUCAGCAAUGAACAAGGUUGCAGAAGUGCUAAAUAUACCUCCUAUGAGGGUGUAUGAAGUAGCAACAUUCUACACCAUGUACCUGCGUCAGCCUGUGGGAAAAUACUUUAUUCAGAUCUGCACAACAACACCCUGCAUGCUCUGCAACUCUGACAGCAUCCUGGAAGCCAUCAAAAACAAACUUGGUAUCAAGGUUGGUGAGACUACUCCAGACAAGAUGUUCACACUAAUAGAAGUGGAAUGCCUAGGUGCCUGCGUCAAUGCUCCAAUGGUCCAGAUCAAUGAUAACUAUUAUGAAGAUCUAACGCCUAAGGACAUAGAGAAUAUUAUUGAUGAUCUAAAGGCAGGCAGAGUUCCACCACCAGGGCCCAGAAGUGGGCGUUUCUCUUGUGAGCCUGCAGGAGGCCUGACUUCUCUCACAGAGCCUCCGAAAGGACCAGGCUUUGGUGUAAGACAGGAUCUGUAGAGACUGUUGGUAAAUGUCUCAUUUUUGCCAACAGCAAACCUUUCACUGAAACUGAUAUGUAUAAUGCAAACAUAUUGUGUAAAUAAAUUGUUCAUAAAGCUACGCUCUACAUGUCAUUGCAUCACAGUUAUAUUAAUGAGACAAAAAUAAAAUUGAACAAAUUUUAUAUUA
This is a messenger RNA of Cynoglossus semilaevis (tongue sole), 1020 nucleotides long. RefSeq names its product NADH:ubiquinone oxidoreductase core subunit V2 (gene ndufv2). The record is from RefSeq and is a predicted model, not a curated record. The transcript is spliced from 8 exons. Gene Ontology annotation, biological process: mitochondrial electron transport, NADH to ubiquinone. Gene Ontology annotation, cellular component: respiratory chain complex I. Lineage: Eukaryota; Metazoa; Chordata; Actinopteri; Pleuronectiformes; Cynoglossidae. Gene Ontology annotation, molecular function: NADH dehydrogenase activity. The coding region runs from base 115 to 849 and encodes 244 amino acids.